AUACACACCCACAGACACACACCGCCUCCGCCGAGCUGUCAGUGAGCCACCGCUGCCUCACGCUUCUUCAUCUGCGCGUCCCUCUGCGCACCGCCGGUGCCUUCUGCUCUGCGCGUCCCAGCCAGCUGUGGUGUGGCGCACAUCUCACCCGCUCCGGAGCUCCGACCAGGGCCGACGCUGAACUGUUUCAAACCCUCGGAGGAAUUAAGGAAUAUGGCUUCUCAAGGGAUGGAGUGUCUGAAGCUGUCGGAGGAACAGAUUAAAGUGUUGGAGGACAGUUUCAAAGGCUGCAAGUAUCCGGACGAGACGACGCUCAUGUUGGUCGCUGCGGAGUGCGGACUGUCAGAGGAGGACACACUUAAAUGGUUCAAGCAGCGUAACGCACAGUGGCGGCAGUCGGAGGGUCUUCCAGCCAAACUGGGCUCGGUGUUGGACUGAGACUUCCCGACCACCUUCUGGAUGCCCUGAAGUUCUGUGCCGACCUUGUUUCUCCUGGAAAAGCUGUCCUCCCACCCUCCCUCCCUCCUCCUCAUACACGUCCCCUCUCCAUGUGUCAUAUCUCUCUUUUUGUAUCUAUGAAGCUGUUUUUAACUUACGGAAUGUGAAGGUGUUUUGUGUGUGUUAUUGCCAAUCAUAACCGCCAUGUUUACAGAAAUAAACAUAUUGUUAUUAUAAGUUAAA
Messenger RNA from Lates calcarifer (barramundi perch), 681 nucleotides. It is a transcript of the gene hopx, whose product is annotated as HOP homeobox. The coding region runs from base 214 to 438 and encodes 74 amino acids. Gene Ontology annotation, molecular function: DNA binding. The transcript is spliced from 2 exons. Gene Ontology annotation, biological process: cell differentiation; regulation of transcription by RNA polymerase II. Gene Ontology annotation, cellular component: nucleus. The record is from RefSeq and is a predicted model, not a curated record. Lineage: Eukaryota; Metazoa; Chordata; Actinopteri; Centropomidae.